UGUUUUUGUGCCUGCAGUGAUUUUAGCCAUGUCCUUGCUACGUUUGGAAAACCUUUUGAACUUAUCUUUGAAUAAAAGAAGAAGACUCCUUUAAACAUGCAGCUGCCGAGCUCUUGCCUGUGCUUUGGUCAACCUCAGAACGCGAAACAAAACAAAAAUGACAACAUGAUUUAUCAGACAAACAGAGUUUCAUGAUAAACAGUUUUUUUCCCAUCUUUGGGUUACAGGACUGGACUUGGAUGUUUGCCAUUUGAGCUAUCACUGGUGUUGUCACUCUGGGAUGUAAUCAGAGGCAUUAUCACAGUUUGUCAACGUACAGACAUUCCCUCUAAAUGAGAGUAGGACUGUUUCUGCUGAAAUGAAAAGCUGAUAGAUUGUAACAACAGCAGAGACUUAUCAGCUUUCAGAAGUACAGUGCCACAUUCACAUUUCUGUUCGUGUCUUUAUCGACACUCGAUGAUUGCUGGUUUUGUUUAGGCCUUUUGUGAUUAGACAACACCCCAUGCUGUUUUAAAGGUGCAAUUAACAGAUUCUAAUUGUGAACAUAGUCAAAUACAACUCAGCAUGUGUAAGGUGCCGUAUAAUGAAUCUUAAUGUAGAAUGUUUGAACAUUUUGUUAAUUUGUUUAACUGUUGCAGCCACAGGAUGCUCUUGGGCCAGCUCACCUUCUCAAAAUCCACUUUCUGUGGCAGUAAACUCACCAUAUCAAUAAUCAUCCCUCUACAGCAACCUUCUGGAAAAGGAUUUAGAGGGGUGGAGAAAUUCUGCUACAGAAAAAUGCUGCUGGCUCAGGAGCUCUACUGCAAGACAUCACUGACUGACACUCUGGCGCUCUUUGGGGGACUAACGGUGGCUGUCUGCCUGCUGAAAUUCACCUGGAAAUGUUGGUGUGGAUUGAGACAGUUUGUCUUAUCAGAGCAGUGGCAGGUGGAUUUGCGUGCAUAUGGACAAUGGGCAGUUGUUACUGGUGCCACGUCUGGCAUUGGUAGAGCUUAUGCCACUGAGUUGGCAAGAAGAGGUCUGGAUGUUGUUUUAUUAGGAAGAUCUGAUAACAAGCUCCGAAUGGUUGCCAGGGAAAUCAAAAAUGAGUACGGACGAAGAACUCACACCAUCCAAGUGGACUUCACAGAGGGUGGCAGCAUCUACUCAUCCAUAGCAAAGGAGCUCCAAGGCCUGCAGAUAGGGAUUCUGGUUAACAACGUUGGAAUGACCUGCACUGAUCAUUUUGCCUAUUUUCUGGAAACACCAGAUGCCGAACAGAAAAUCACUCAGAUCAUCAACUGCAACACACUGUCGGUAACCCAGAAAUAUUAUGUUGAUACAAUGCAGAUGACAAGGUUGGUUCUUCCUGGCAUGGUGGACAGAGGCACAGGAUUAAUCAUCAAUAUCUCUUCUGAAAUGGGGGUCCGUCCACAUCCAUUGCUGGCUCUUUAUUCGGCUACCAAGAUUUUUGUAACAUAUUUCUCCCGGUGUUUGCAUGCUGAGUACAAGUCAAUGGGAAUCACUGUCCAGUGUGUCGCCCCACUCAUGGUGUCCACCAACAUGACACACAACAUGCAAGACAACUGUUUGGUUAAGAGUGCUUCGGGGUUCGCCUAUGAGGCUGUGAACACUGUGGGUCACUCCAGCUACACCAGCGGCUGUCUGUCACAUGCACUGCAGAGUGCAGCUCUCUCGCUCCUCCUGCCAGACUGGCUUCGGAUGUCGACAUUUCUCAUCAGGGUGUUGAAAAGCCUUCCAAAUACAAAAACCUGUCGGAGAAAAGCAUCUCAGAGAAAGGAGUGGUUUACUGUGACGAAAGAGUAGUCAAGUUUUUAAUUUUUAAUGUUUAAAAGAUGACUGAAAUGACUGUUGACUUUUUGUUGCCAAAUGUAAACAUUAUAAACACUUCACUUCAACUCUACUCUUUUUACAGGCAGCAUACUAAAAAUAUGUAAAGACAGAUGUAUUAUAAACAUUUAUUUAUUUACAGAUUAGAUUUAGUAAAUUAGUAAAUUAAAGCAUAACUAAGAACUUGAUUUAUUUUAGUAAUUAAAUUCAAAAAGUGAACCAAGA
Molecule: messenger RNA, 2055 nt
Organism: Girardinichthys multiradiatus
Lineage: Eukaryota; Metazoa; Chordata; Actinopteri; Cyprinodontiformes; Goodeidae
Gene: hsd20b2
Product: hydroxysteroid (20-beta) dehydrogenase 2
Exons: 12
Coding region: 601-1806 (401 amino acids)
Cellular component (GO): endoplasmic reticulum
Molecular function (GO): oxidoreductase activity
Source: RefSeq, a predicted model, not a curated record